GGGACUGUGAGAAAGUGCAGUGGGACCCAGACUCACACAUUCAUAUGGAGAUGUGGGACUAUAAAUAGGAGGGAUGGAGCCAGCAGAGAGCAGAUCCAGCCAUGGCUCCUACCAUCACUGCACAGGAGCAUCUGACUCUGAGCCACAAGGUCAGAAAGCCUCUGGUGGAGAAGUUACGCAGAGAGCGAAUCAACAGCAGCAUCGAGCAGCUCAAGUGUCUCCUGGCUCCAGAGUUGGUCCAACAGCAGCCAGACUCCAAGCUGGAGAAAGCAGACGUCCUGGAGAUGACAGUUUGCUUCCUGACACGGCUGCAGCAGAGAAGACCGAUGAAGACCUGGGACCAGCUGCAGUCGGACUUCUCUCCUCUGAGCUCCACGCUCCAGGCUCCAGUCCACAGCGCCCCCUGGAGGCCGUGGUCCACUCACUGGCAGACGCAGGGAGACGGAGACUGGAAGUGACUUGUUCUUCUGAACCAACACAAGAACGUAUUUGUGUGUCGGACAUUUCCUGAGGAAACGACAGCAACGAUAUCUUUCACCUUCAGAAAGAAAACAUCUGGUCCUCUGAUGGAUCGGCGCUUAUUAUUAUAUGAUGAUGUGACAACAUGCGUUCUCUUCUGAUCACUGUUGAUCUUUGUCAUGGAAACAUGUGGAAAUGUCCUUUUUAUGGACCUAACUCAAAACUGAUCUGUUGUCAGAUUCUGAUAUUCUGGAUCAUGUUGAUCCAACACUUUGUUCUUUUGUGACAUUUUGUCUCCGUGGACUUUGUGUCACUGUGUGAUGAUGAAACUGAUCUGAUGUCAGAUCCAAAUCCAUUGUUUUCUUUUGGAAAACGUUUUCUCGUGAUACAUUUGUGUUUCAUGUGUUUGUUGAACAUGACACAAAUAUGAUGAAAAGUAUUGAUCAUGUUGAUCACAAUCUUGAAUUGUUCUUUUAUGGACAUUUUGUCUCCGUGGACUUUGUGUCACUGUGUGAUGAUGAAAACUGAUCUGUUGUCAGAUCAAUGUGUUGAUUCUUUUCUAGAAGUUUUGCUUCAUAUGGCAGAAGAAGUUAUGUUAAAUUACUUUAUUGUCUUGACAAAAAAUUUAAUUUCCUGUGGAAAUAGUGAAUCUUUGUAAGAUUAUUUUCAUAUCAAGAAAGAGUCGUUGUCGUAUAUGAUGCAUGAAUCAUGUCAAUACCAAUGAGAAUCACUUUCUUUUGGUCCACGUGAAGUGAAGUGAUCGUCGUCUGUGGGGAAACUCACUGAUUCUAAUGUCUUUGAUUAUUGAUCUGUUUUCAGAUCGAUGUGUAUUAUUCAUCCUUUUGUUGAAAAGGUUUUCUUAUUAACGUGAUACAUGUCAAACUUUAAUACAAGUUCAAAAUGUAUUGACUGGACCUGAUAAUAACCUGCAUUGACCACUGUGAUUAUCUUCACUGGAUCUGUUCUAAGAUCAGUAAAACUGGAUCAUGAUGAAUCUCAAACCAUUUGUCUUUUGUAAAGACGACAGUUCCUGUAGCAGCGUUGCCUUGGAGACGUCACCAAGUUAUAGUUGUGAGGUAUCAUCACGUCGAUCUGCCUCCAGUGGAGGCGUACGGAUGAAUUUCAAUAAAGAAAUGACUUUAAUUCAA
This is a messenger RNA of Scophthalmus maximus (turbot), 1607 nucleotides long. RefSeq names its product transcription factor HES-5-like. Lineage: Eukaryota; Metazoa; Chordata; Actinopteri; Pleuronectiformes; Scophthalmidae. The coding region runs from base 102 to 458 and encodes 118 amino acids. Gene Ontology annotation, molecular function: protein dimerization activity; DNA-binding transcription factor activity, RNA polymerase II-specific; RNA polymerase II cis-regulatory region sequence-specific DNA binding. The record is from RefSeq and is a predicted model, not a curated record. Gene Ontology annotation, cellular component: nucleus. The transcript has a single exon. Gene Ontology annotation, biological process: regulation of transcription by RNA polymerase II; anterior/posterior pattern specification; regulation of neurogenesis.